AGUGACCAUACACUGGAGAGCUGGAGAGAGAAGGUUCCUACUAGGACGUGGGGUGCUACAGUACUAACUUCAGGCAGAAAGAAAAGCCACAAGAGAUAGCAUGGGUCAGUGUAUAAGGCACCCCAUGACCUGGGAGGAAUUGGAGGAAUAUCAGGCGCUGACUUUUCUGACCAGGAAUGAGAUCUUAUGCAUUCAUGACACCUUCUGCAAGCUGUGUCCCAGGGGCAAAUACUACAAGGAGGCCACUCUGACAAUGGAUCAAAUCAGUUCCUUGCCAGCCUUGCGGGUUAACCCUUUCAGAGACAGAAUCUGCAGAGUGUUCUCCCAUGAUGAUGUCUUCUCAUUUGAAGAUGUUUUGGGAAUGGCUUCCGUAUUUAGUGCCCAGGCCUGCCCCAGCCUGAAGAUUGAGUACGCCUUCCGCAUCUAUGCAGAUAUUAAUGAGAAUGGCUUCAUCGAUGAGGAUGACCUCCAAUGCAUCAUCCAGCGAUUGCUGAACACUACUGAUGUGGGUGACGAUUUGCUAAAGAAUCUGACUAAACAUAUAUUGGGAGAAUCGGAUCUGGACAAUGACCACAUGCUGUCUUUUGCAGAAUUUGAACAUGCCAUGUCUAAGUCCCCAGAUUUCAUGAACUCCUUUCGGAUUCAUUCCUGGGGUCUCUGAUGGUGAAGCUGCCUUGCUGAGAACAUCCUAAACAAUCAGUCUUCCAGCUGCCAUAUGGGAGGCCUCUAUAAUCCUGUUCACCCUCUCAUAUCUGGAGGCUAAGAGAGGGAUAUGGUUACAAGUGUAUCUCUAUUUCUUUUAAGAGAAUAAAGCCACAGACAGG
Molecule: messenger RNA, 824 nt
Organism: Sarcophilus harrisii (Tasmanian devil)
Lineage: Eukaryota; Metazoa; Chordata; Mammalia; Dasyuromorphia; Dasyuridae
Gene: CIB4
Product: calcium and integrin binding family member 4
Exons: 7
Coding region: 101-661 (186 amino acids)
Molecular function (GO): calcium ion binding
Source: RefSeq, a predicted model, not a curated record